Apis mellifera (honey bee) is the source of this 402-nucleotide messenger RNA. RefSeq names its product histone-lysine N-methyltransferase SETMAR-like. The record is from RefSeq and is a predicted model, not a curated record. Bases 1 to 402 code for a protein of 133 amino acids. The transcript has a single exon. NCBI's taxonomy places the organism in Eukaryota, Metazoa, Arthropoda, Insecta, Hymenoptera, Apidae.
AUGGUGACUGAUAAAGUUCAUUUACGCCACUGUAUUUUAUACGAAUUUCAACAAGGAAGAAAUGCUACAGAAGCAUGUAGAAAUUUAUUGAAAGUGUUUGGUAAAGGUACAGUUUCUGAUAGGACAUGCAGAAGAUGGUACGAAAAAUUUGAAACAAGUGAUUUCGACCUUUCUGAUAAGUCACGUUCUGGGCGACCAUCUUUGAUCGACGACGAUGUUGUUAAGGCAAUGUUGGAGCAAGAUCCUUUUCUGACAACAUCAGAGAUCGCAGAAAGGCUUAAUUCAGUUCAACAAACCAUUUCUGACCAUAUUCGGAAGAUAGGAUUGGUGUGGAAGUAUUCAAGAUGGGUGCCGUCCAAAAAGAGGCCGGCAAUGUUCAAUAGGAAGGAUAUGAUACGAUAA